This is a messenger RNA of Colletotrichum abscissum, 2493 nucleotides long. Its product is annotated as MOSC domain-containing protein. Gene Ontology annotation, molecular function: molybdenum ion binding; oxidoreductase activity; pyridoxal phosphate binding. The record is from RefSeq and is a predicted model, not a curated record. Lineage: Eukaryota; Fungi; Ascomycota; Sordariomycetes; Glomerellales; Glomerellaceae. The transcript is spliced from 4 exons. Bases 1 to 2493 code for a protein of 830 amino acids.
AUGAGUCUCACCGCAGAAAUUGACCUGUGGUCACCUUUUACCAGCGACACUCUGUUGGAGGUUCGCACCAGCGUGAUGAAGAAGAUGCCUGGACUAGAGGUCACAUCCGGAAUCGACAAGGAUUUGAGGCAUGGUCCCAUUCACGUAUCAUAUCUCGGACUCGAUGCGGAUGAGCAUGAUCCAACUUUCCAUGGUGGACCGGAUAAGGCGAUACACGGUUAUUGCUCCUCUCACUAUUCUGGUUGGAAGGCAGAGCAUCCAAUUGCAGCGGACAGAUUCAGACCGGGAGCUUUUGGCGAAAACUUUGUCACCAGACACAUGAAUGAGCGCAACGUUUGCAUUGGCGAUGUUAUCGCCGUUGGUGCCGAAGUCGUGCUCCAAGUCAGUUUGCCACGACAACCAUGUUACAAGCUCAAUCAUCGUUUCCAGUUAAAGAACUUUGCGCCUACGACGUUCAAGUCUAGUAGGACUGGCUGGUAUUAUCGUGUUUUGAAGGAGGGAACAGUCAAGGCUGGCGACGAAAUUAGGCUCGUCGAGCGCAAGUGGCCCAAGUGGACUAUUGAGAGGGUUCAGGAGUACCUGCACCGGAACCAAACCGACGCGGCUAUGAAUGAGGAACUUGCAUCAAUUGAAGACAUGGGCAAGGAAAGUCGUGGCGCAUUCCAGCGACGAGUGGCCAAGGCUAAAGCUCAAGUGAAGAGGGAAAAGGGGGACCAGUGGAGAGACUUUAAGAUUAUCGAAAAGACAAGACAAACCUCGAGAAUCUCAUCGUUUGUCCUCGAAGCCAUCAACCCGAUCGAGAACCCAGAAUAUCUCAACGAAGGGGCUCACGCAAAGCUCAAACUUCCGAAUGGCCUCCUUCGGUCUUACUCCGUCAUCUCCGGGGACCGCAACAAGUUCGAGCUCGGCAUUGCUCUCGAGGAUAAGGGCCGUGGAGGAUCCCUCUACAUCCACAACUCUAUGUCUGUAGGCGACAUCCUUCAGGUUGGGCGAAUGACAACCGACGUACAAGUUGCCAGUGCCUCAAGCAAUCACGUCUUCAUUGUGGGAGGUAUCGGUAUUACCGCCUUUUUGGUCCUUGCCGAGGCCUACCACGAAGUCCACUACAAUUUCGAGAUGCACUACGCCGUUCGCUCGGACGACGAUAUACCGUUUCGUUCUCGCUUGGAUGCUCUUGGGAGUAGUGUUCGAUUUUACGACCGUAGUAAAGGCGAGAGGAUGGAUAUCACCGAGAUCAUCAAGACGCUCAAGUGGAACAGCCACGUCUACGUUUGCGGACCUACGCGAAUGACCGAUGCUGUAAGGGUAGCCGCAGAGGAUUGUGGUCUCGAUGAGGGCGACGUACAUUACGAAGCCUUCUCUGCCGACACAUCGGGAGACCCAUUUGAAGCAGAGGUUCUGAAUCGAGGCGGCAAGAUCCUGAAGGUGGGCGAGGAGGAGACGCUGCUGGAAGUACUUAAGCGGGAGAUCGGGGGCGAUGUGGAGAGUAGCUGCGAAGUCGAUUGCUACAGACGACAACAUUUCUUCGCGUUGAGCCGAUCCCCUGCCAAUAUGUCAACCGCCGAGUCCCAAGGGGAUGGCUUCCUUCUCUUGCCAGUGAAGCUCCCAGCACUUCCCUCGUGCCCCAUCACCGCUCUUCACGAGAUCCGCGUUCGACGAAAUGCGCCCAGGAUCCCGACCGAGAUCGAUGAUCGAAGUCUCUUUCUCAAGAACGUCCCCGUCGACAGCACCGAAGCUCAUUUUCGCCAAGUUUUCUCCGCUCUCGUUGGUCCAGGUCGCUUCGAAAGCAUUGCAUUCGAGGAUGAUCGGAAGAAUGCCGCAGCUGUCGACCCAGUCAACGCUGCGAAGAUUAUGGGUCUAGGCAAGAAGCGCAAGCGCGGCGAACAGGAAGCAGAAGAGAGAGCCCGGGAGGAAGAAAUCGCACGACUGCCCGAGACUUGGACGAGAAGAUUGCGAAAAAGCGGUAGCAGCGCCAUUGCUCUCUUCGCAGAUGAAAAGAGCGUCGAGCUCGUGCUCAAGGCUAUCAGGAAGGCGAACAAGACGACAAAAUUUCCCGUCUGGGGACAGGGUGUUUCCGAGGAUGAGCCCGAGCUUGGAUCCGAAUGGGUAUCUGCACACAUUCAGCUGUCGCGCUGUGACAAGGCGGCAACGCAGAAGUCGGUUCACGCCUUCUUCAACGUUUUCAACCGCAAGGAGAAGGAAGCGGCUGAGAUGGCCAAGAGGUUGCGCAAUGAGCCAGACGAGGACGGCUUCGUCACAGUUGUCCGCGGUGGCCGUGUUGCUCCGGCCAACAAGAACGAGGCCGAAGAAGCCCGACAGAAGAUGAUCGACAGGGCCUCGAAGAAGAAGGACGAGACUACGGACUUCUACCGCUUCCAACUGCGCGAGCGUCGCAAGGCGGAACAAGCCGCUAUGCUGAAGAGAUUCGACGAGGACAAGAAGAAGGUCGAUGCCAUGAAGGAGAAGCGUGGCAAGUUCAGGCCGGAAACAUGA